This is a messenger RNA of Sphaeroforma arctica JP610, 1659 nucleotides long. RefSeq lists its product as hypothetical. Lineage: Eukaryota; Ichthyosporea; Ichthyophonida. The record is from RefSeq and is a predicted model, not a curated record. Bases 1 to 1659 code for a protein of 552 amino acids. The transcript has 9 exons.
AUGGCAGACUUUGCUCUAGCUAAUUUGAUGAGUAGGCCACACUCGGUCACUCCCAGGAGAAGUAUACAAGCUCAUACACAAGCCCCUCUUACACGUACACGCAGUGUUAGUCUAAACAAUAACCUUGUAAGCUCAGGUGCGAAUUUAAAUAUACCAUACGGCUGUAGUGCGUCGCGAUCCACUACCGUGAGAUCUGGCCCUUCCAGUAACGAUCAUUUGUCACCCAUCAAUAGCAAUCGUGGCAGAACUAGUCAGCCCAAUUUGCAAUCUAAUUUUUCGCCUACUAAUAGAGCAAGCUAUAUCGAUGCACCUACACCACACGAGCAAGAUGAUACGGGGAGCUCUGUGUUCAGAUCACUGGUCAAUUGCGGAGCGGAUUCGAGUUCCGAGGAAGAUGUCGUUGAGACUGUGCAAUUAUCGGCGUCGACUGAGACGUUUGACUCGGCUGUAUUGGCCAGUGAGAAAAGUACGGAGUUUACGGCGAUGAGAAAGCUGAACAAAAACCUGGCAACGACAGUAUUAUCGCACUCGGCCAAUCGCAGACUUCGCUCGGGCGAUAGCCUCAACGCUGUGAUUGAUAUGCAAGUACACAAUGGCUUUGAAUAUAUACGAAUUUAUGCGAUUAUCACGUGCACAAUGAUUACAAAGAAAGACAGCCAUGAGAUAGUUAUGGGCAGGCAUCCAAUACGAGAAAAUCCAGGAAAAUUUGGGGUAGGAAGAUAUUCGAUUCCAGUGGUCGUUGAUGUUCCAGAGGGACCGCCUACCAUGGCUUGGAAUUCCCCUGACUUACGAUACAAGAUAGAGUAUAAACUAAAGAUUGUAGUCGAGAAGUUCUUGGGGACCGCUGUCAGCGUAUCGGAUACAGCUAAUAUUCUACUGUGCGAGACGGUGCUCGAUCAUGAAACGGAUGUAUUUCGUAGUACAAUACUGGUUGCAGAAACCACCGUUGUGGGGAAGAAAGAAUUGAGCAUGACGGCACAGUGUGAUAGUAUGCUUCCGUUUGGAGACGAUAAGGAGCCACUCCGGGUCAAUGUCAAUCUCAACAACCCGGCUGGUAGGAGGAUUGAGUCCGUUCAAGUGAAGUGUCGACAGGAGCUGAGAUGUUUUGUGCAGCCGGAUGAUAGCGCAAUCAAGGCGGAGGUUGUACCUGCUCGUGCGUUGUUGCAAUCUGUUGCACCUCUGCGGCGGUUAUCAACCAGGGCGCGAGAGACCGAUUCUUCGAACACGAAGAGUGCUAUGGAUGAGGUUGCAAACAAAAUACUCUAUCCUCACGAGAUGCGAAAGAAGUACAACCGACCGGAGGGAUUACGCUACUAUAGCGAUUUUCAGAAGACUCAAAAGAUUGUAGACAGUAAGGAGCAAAACAUCGAUCUGGUAAUGGUUCUCCAUCCGUCAGAUGCCGACUUCAGGUUUGAUGUUAAAGGUUUUCCAUAUAACUUGGCACAUCGCUUGUACAAAUCUGUGGAGGGAGAAGGGGAGCAUGCCUCUACCAAGACCAAAUAUGAACUCGGUGCGACGUUUGACUUUGCGUGCGAGAAGUUCGAAGUAUCUACCAAGUAUUUUGUGAACAUCAAAGCCAUCGUGAACGACGGAAUAGGCCAGAAAGCUGUGCUGAGGGCGCAGUUGCCCGUUACCUAUGUAUCCGAGUACAUGGAUUGA